AUGUCAAAAGUUGAUCCUACCUCGCUGAAUUCUGUUGUCAUCGCUAUGGCUGAAAAUGACAAUGGCCACAAAAGCGGAGAUGAUGAUAUCAACUUGCAGACAAUUCUCUUUUACUCAGCUCAGUUUUAUUCUGGUAAGGAUUUUGAAUCAAGCUCUAAUCUCGGUGUUGGUAAAAACCCUAUGGAGAUUGAGUAUUCUUAUAUUCUAGAUUCAAUUAACCAUAAAAAUGGGGACUCUUCAUGUAGAUUUUGUGAAAUAUGUGAAGAUGUCUUUCCGUUGCCAGACACAAUGAUAUCGGGCACUAAUUGCAAUCAUCGUUACUGCGUAGAAUGCAUACAAGAUUAUAUAGGUAAAAAUAUCAAUGAGAUUAUCCACGAGGUUGCUAUAAGGUGUCCUGCUUAUUAUUGCAAGGAAAUUUUGGAUAUUGAUUUGAUAAUGCCGAUUGAUUUUCUUAUUCGAGUAAGAGAUGUCAGUCGAGUAAUGAAAGUUUUUGCUUCACCAGUAGUUAUUGAUUGCCCUUAUAUGGAUUGUAUGGGUAAACUGAUUGAUGAUCAACAGGAAUAUCCAAUUAGGGCAUGUCCUAAAUGUUGGAACCUUUUUUGUGUCCAUUGUAAAAGCUUACAUCUUGGAAUGACAUGUGAGAUUUAUCAGUUUAGUAGGCAACUGAAUUUGCUCUACUGGCAGCAGCAAUAUGGAGGAUAUUGUAAUGAAAUAGAGAAGGCUGAGGAAGAAGAAGAAGAAGAAGAAGAAGAAGAAGAAGAAGAAGAAGAAGAAGAAGAAGAGGAAGAAGAAGCUCCUUGA
Messenger RNA from Solanum pennellii, 801 nucleotides. Its product is annotated as probable E3 ubiquitin-protein ligase rbrA. The record is from RefSeq and is a predicted model, not a curated record. Gene Ontology annotation, biological process: ubiquitin-dependent protein catabolic process; positive regulation of proteasomal ubiquitin-dependent protein catabolic process; protein polyubiquitination. Gene Ontology annotation, cellular component: cytoplasm; ubiquitin ligase complex. Gene Ontology annotation, molecular function: ubiquitin conjugating enzyme binding; ubiquitin protein ligase activity; zinc ion binding. Lineage: Eukaryota; Viridiplantae; Streptophyta; Magnoliopsida; Solanales; Solanaceae.